GUGUGAGUAGGCUGCAAAAUGGCAACUGAAAAGAACACGCUGCUGUCCUUGAUUCUCACCGCCGGGAUCACGGCUCUCGUAGCGACUGGGCAAAAAGCAGAGCAACCAGAAGUGGUGACCAAAUACGGGACUGCCCGAGGAUACCAAUUCAAAGUAGAUGCGGCUGAGAGGAGUGUAAAUGUCUUUCUGGGACUUCCUUUUGCUAAGGCUCCUGUUGGACCACUGAGGUUUUCUGAACCCCAGCCACCUGAGCCAUGGAAAGGUGUCAGAGAUGCCACUUCCUACCCACCAAUGUGUCUACAGGACAAAGUAUUAGGACAGUUUGAAUCAGAUUAUGUUACCAAUAGAAAAGAAAAAAUUAUUCUCCAGAUGUCUGAAGAUUGCUUAUACCUGAAUAUUUACACACCUGUUUCUACAGAAAAACAGGAGAAGCUGCCUGUCUUUGUGUGGAUCCAUGGAGGUGGAUUAGCUUUUGGAUCAGCAUCACCCUACGAUGGUUCAGCAUUAGCAGCCUUUGACAACGUGGUUGUUGUGACAAUUCAAUACAGAUUGGGUAUUGCUGGAUACUUUAGCACUGGUGAUAAGUAUGCUCGUGGUAACUGGGGGUAUUUGGACCAAGUGGCAGCUCUUCAGUGGAUUCAGGAAAAUAUCAUACACUUUGGAGGAGACCCAGGAUCUGUCACCAUCUGUGGAGAAUCUGCAGGGGGAAUCAGUGUAUCUGCUCUGGUCUUAUCUCCACUGGCAAAAGGCUUGUUCCAUAAGGCCAUUUCAGAGAGUGGUACUGCAAUCAGGACUUUAUUCACUGAUAAGCCUGAGGAAGAAGCACAGAGAAUUGCUGCUGCAUCUGGCUGUGAAAAGUCCAGUUCCGCUGCUCUGGUUGAGUGCUUGAGAGAAAAAACAGAGGAAGAGAUGGAACAGAUAACUCUAAAAAUGGAUAUGACAACUCUGAAACUAUGCUAUACGUCGCCUGAGAAAUGUGAACAGCCUUCCAUGUUCAUCAGUUCAACUGUGGAUGGUGUAUUUUUUCCAAAGAGCCCCAGGGAAUUGCUGUCUGAAAAAGCAAUCAAUGCAGUCCCAUAUAUAAUAGGAGUGAAUAACUGUGAAUUUGGAUGGGUAAUUCCUGAAAUGAUGAAAGUUCCUGAUUUUACAGAAGGUCUGGACAAAGAAGUUGCACGUCAAGUAUUACAGAGCUCAUUUGUAUUAUCAUUUAAGAGUGUUCCAUCUGACAUUGUAGAUCUCGUAUUCAAUGAAUACAUAGGCAAAGCAGAGAGCCGUGCUCAGGUGCGAGAUGGCCUUCUUGAUGCAAUAGGGGAUCACAUGUUUGUUUUCCCAGCCAUUGAAGUGGCUAGAUACCAUAGAGAUGCUGGCCACCCAGUCUACUUUUAUGAAUUUCAACAUCGGCCAAGCUCAGCCACGGGUGUCGUACCAGAGUUUGUAAAAGCAGAUCAUGGAGAUGAGAUUGCCUUUGUCUUUGGAAAGCCGUUCUUAGCUGGGAAUGCUACAGAAGAAGAAAAUAAACUUAGCAGAGCUGUUAUGAAAUACUGGACUAACUUUGCUAGAAACGGAAAUCCCAAUGGGGAAGGCUUGGUCCAUUGGCCUCAGUAUGAUCUGGAUGAAAGAUACCUGGAAAUAGACCUCAUCCAAAAGGCAGCAAAGAAACUGAAAGAAGACAAAAUGGAGUUUUGGGUACAGCUCACAGAACAAAUGAGGAGUGAAAGAAGGAGAGAACACACAGAUUUGUGAGAGCUGAAGAGGAUACAGUUUCCUUGUAAAACCUGAAGGCAACAUUAAUUUGUCAGAAUGCAGAUUUUAAUCUUGACUUUCUAACUCACUAAUGUGUCGUUUGUUGUCAUGAUCCCAGUGAAGGGAGAGAAUCAAAGGAAGUUCAAAAUGUUGAUGGGUACAGAAAUGGAUAAUGAAGUGAGAAGCUAAAAAUAAGCAGUCCUUCAAGCUCAAAUAGACCAUUAUAUCUUCUCAUUGGAUACCAAAAUUGAAUGGUGUUCUUUUGAAAAGGGAGAAAGAGGGGAAUAUUAGUAAAUACAUUGAAAUCGAUCAGAAGUUAUACAGAAUAUAUCAUAGGUUUCAGAAUAUGUUGUAUAUUCAUUCCACUCCUUUUAUCAAGAAGAUUGAGUCUGAUAUUCCUGCAGCCUCUUUCCACUUACUUUUAGUGGAAAUAGCUUGUGAGGAGGAGAGCAUCCAUCAAAAAACCUCUGUGAGAUCACAAGCAUUUUCCUCUUCUGUAAAUUGUUACAAAUACAUUGUACUUCUGA
Molecule: messenger RNA, 2270 nt
Organism: Gallus gallus (chicken)
Lineage: Eukaryota; Metazoa; Chordata; Aves; Galliformes; Phasianidae
Gene: CES6C
Product: fatty acyl-CoA hydrolase precursor, medium chain-like
Exons: 14
Coding region: 19-1743 (574 amino acids)
Molecular function (GO): cholinesterase activity
Source: RefSeq, a predicted model, not a curated record